AUGCUGUUUCGCUUCCGCGAGGCGCAAGCAGCGGACCUGGGCAUCAUCGACAUUGGCCGGACAAGACGACCGAGAGUGAUCACCGAAGUCGAUUCGAUACCGUCGUGCGAGAAGUGGCGUGGCCAAGUGUUGAAGGAGAUCUCGCGCAAGGUCUCCAAGAUUCAAGACACAGCCCUCAGCGACUACCAGAUCCGCGACCUCAACGACGAGAUCAACAAGCUCAUGAGGGAAAAGUACAUGUGGGAGGUGCAAAUACGGAAUUUAGGUGGACCUAAUUACAUGCGAGGGGGCGGCAAGAUAUACGACGAGGAAGGACGAGAAAUACCGGGAGGCGGCAAAGGCUAUCGAUACUUUGGACGGGCACGGGAUCUGCCCGGAGUGAAGGAGCUGUUUGACGCAGCCAGGUCAAAGGCCAGAGACGAGAAACCUUUGGAGACGAGAGACGACUUGCGGAAACAGGUCGAUGCGGCCUACUACGGUUACGCGCCAGACGAGGAGGACCCGGAAUUGCUGGCGUUCGAGCUCGCAAAGGAGGAGGAAGCGUUCGAGCACAUGGCGAAGACCGGGAAGCAACAACUUCCGCCUGGCUGGGAGGCUUUGCCGGGCGACACAGGCGACGGCAAGGCCUGGGAGCUACCGACGCUGGAGGAGGUGCAGGAAGAGUUGAUCAACAGGCGGCGGCAGAAGCUCCUGGACCAAUUAUAG
This is a messenger RNA of Colletotrichum orchidophilum, 705 nucleotides long. RefSeq names its product pre-mRNA-splicing factor ISY1. The record is from RefSeq and is a predicted model, not a curated record. Gene Ontology annotation, cellular component: post-mRNA release spliceosomal complex; catalytic step 2 spliceosome; post-spliceosomal complex. Bases 1 to 705 code for a protein of 234 amino acids. NCBI's taxonomy places the organism in Eukaryota, Fungi, Ascomycota, Sordariomycetes, Glomerellales, Glomerellaceae. Gene Ontology annotation, biological process: generation of catalytic spliceosome for second transesterification step; mRNA 3'-splice site recognition. The transcript has a single exon.